Molecule: messenger RNA, 2944 nt
Organism: Cololabis saira (Pacific saury)
Lineage: Eukaryota; Metazoa; Chordata; Actinopteri; Beloniformes; Belonidae
Gene: pwp2h
Product: PWP2 small subunit processome component
Exons: 20
Coding region: 124-2886 (920 amino acids)
Biological process (GO): maturation of SSU-rRNA from tricistronic rRNA transcript (SSU-rRNA, 5.8S rRNA, LSU-rRNA); ribosomal small subunit assembly
Cellular component (GO): Pwp2p-containing subcomplex of 90S preribosome; small-subunit processome
Molecular function (GO): protein binding
Source: RefSeq, a predicted model, not a curated record
UGUCAACAGAACCCUCACACGUGGGGAGCAGGAAGAGCCAUGUGUGGAGAAAUCAGACAGAAUUUAUGAUUAAAGAAUUAAAUCAGAAAUAAAUGCACACAAGUCCAGGAGAAGUGAGGAAAGAUGAAGUUCGCGUACAGGUUUUCCAAUUUGCUUGGAGCCGUCUAUCGCCAGGGAAAUUUGAACUUUUCCAAGGAUGGGAAUGCUGUGAUCAGUCCUGUUGGGAACAGAAUCUCUGUCUUUGACCUGAAGAACAACACCUCUGAGACGUUGCCCGUCUCCACCACAAAGAAUAUAACGUGUGUGGGUCUGUCUCCUGAUGGGAGUUUGGCGGUCGUGGUGGAUGAAGACGGAGCAGCGUUGCUGGUCAGUCUCGUCACCCGAGCCGUCCUGCAUCACUUCCACUUCCACAAACCCGUCAGCAGCAUCCGCUUCUCCCCCGAUGGCAGGAAGUUUGUCGCCACGAAGGAGAACGUGGCGCUGAUGUACCACGCCCCCGGGAAGCAGCGGGAGUUUAACGCCUUCGUCUUAGACAAGAGCUACUACGGCCCGUACGAUGAAACCACCUGCAUCGACUGGACGGACGACUCCAAGUGUUUUGUGGUGGGCAGCAAAGACAUGUCCACGUGGGUGUUUGGUGCAGAGCGCUGGGCCAACCUCAUCUACUACUCCCUGGGAGGACACAAGGACCUCAUCGUGGGCUGUUUCUUUGAGAAGGACAGUCUAGAUCUGUACACGGUGAGCCAGGACGGGACUCUGUGCGUCUGGGAGAGCGACACGGAGCUGGACGGCCUGGUCCUGAGAAAGACGCAGGACAGUCCUGACACCUCGACGGAGGGAAAGGAAGAGGAGGAGGACACGCUGGCGGAAGAGGAGGGAGAGGUGAUCAGAGGGAAAUCUGACAAUCCCAAAGACAAAGGCCAGACCAAGAACGUUCGCUACAAGCAGAUAAGCAAACAUUUUUUCAACAAGGAGGGAGAUUUCAACAACCUGACGGCCGCUGCGUUCCACAAACCCUCCCACAUCCUGGUCACCGGCUUCGCCUCAGGGAUGUUCCACCUGCACGAGCUCCCGGAGUUCAACCUGGUUCACUCCCUCAGCAUUUCAGAUCAGAGGAUUGCAUCCGUGUCUAUAAACGACUCCGGAGACUGGAUCGCCUUCGGAUGUUCCCGGAUGGGUCAGCUGCUGGUGUGGGAGUGGCAGAGCGAGUCGUACGUCUUCAAGCAGCAGGGACACUUCAACAACAUGGCGGCGCUGGCGUACUCGCCGGACGGGCAGCACAUCGCCACGGGAGGAGACGACGGCAAAGUGAAAGUGUGGAACACCAACACCGGCCUCUGCUUCGUCACCUUCACCGAGCACAGCAGCAGCGUCACCAACGUCACCUUCACCUCCAGCGGCUUCGUCAUCGUCAGCGCCUCCCUGGACGGGACGGUCCGGGCCUUCGACCUGCACAGGUACCGAAACUUCAGGACCUUCACGUCGCCUCGGCCGGCCCAGUUCUCCUCCCUGGCGGUGGACGCCAGCGGGGAGCUGGUGAGCGCCGGAGCGCAGGAUUCCUUCGAGAUCUUCCUGUGGUCCAUGCAGACCGGCAGGCUGCUGGAGGUGCUGGGGGGACACGAGGGCCCGGUCAGCUGCCUGUGCUUCAGCCCGGUCCAGUCCAUCCUGGCCAGCGUCUCCUGGGACCGCACCGUCCGCCUCUGGGACAUGCUGGACAGCUGGCAGGUCAAGGAGACCCUUCCCCUCACCUCUGAUGGGUUGUCGGUGACGUACCGGCCCGACGGCCAGGAGCUGGCCGUGGCCACCCUGAACGGCGAGGUGGCUUUCUGGAACCCUCACACGGCCACGCAGACCGGCUCCGUGGCCGGACGCCACGACCUGCAGACGGGCCGCAAAGAGGCCGAUAAGAUCACGGCCAAGCAGCUGGCCAAGGGGAAGUCCUUCACGUCGCUGUGCUACUCGGCGGACGGGGAGUCCAUCUUGGCAGGAGGCCAGUCCAAGUUCGUCUGCAUCUACAACGUCAAGGAGCAGAUGCUCAUGAAGAAGUUUGAGAUCUCCUGCAACUUGUCUUUUGAUGCCAUGGAGGAGUUUCUGGACCGGCGGAAGAUGACGGAGUUCGGCAGCUUGGCUCUGGUGGACGAGGGAGCCGGAGACGGGGACGGGGUCAACAUCAGCCUGCCGGGAGUACGGAGAGGAGACAUGAGUUCUCGUCACUUCAAGCCAGAGAUCAGAGUCAGCUCGCUGAGAUUCUCUCCCACCGGUCGCAGCUGGGCGGCCACCACCACCGAGGGCCUGCUGGUCUACUCCCUGGACGGGUCCCUGGUCUUUGACCCGUACGACCUGGACCUGGACGUGACGCCGGCUAGCAUACGGAAGCAGCUGCGCCUGCAGGAGUGGGCGUCGGCCAUCGUCCUGGCCUUCAGACUCAACGAGAAGGCGCUCAAGCAGGAAGUGCUGGAGAAGGUCCCGCACGAGCAGAUCCCGGUGGUUUGCGGCUCUUUGCCCGACGUUUACGUGGAGAAGCUGCUGGGUUUCGUGGCCACGUGUUUGGAGAAGUCCAGCCACAUGCAGUUCUACAUGACCUGGGCCCAGAACCUGCUCAUGCUGCACGGACAGAAGCUCAAGAACAGGUCCGGGUCCUUAAUGCCGACGCUGCAGGCGCUGCAGAAGAGCCUUCAGAGACACUUUGAAAAUAUGUCCAAACUCUGCGACUUUAACAUGUAUAACAUCCGUUACGCGGUGGCCCUUUCCAAGCAGAGGGGGGUGAAGAGGCCGGCUGGGGAGGAGGAAGAUGAGGAGGAGGAGGAGGAGGAGGAGCAAGAGGAUGAAGGACUGUCUGAAGAAAUGAGCGAGGUCUCUUUCCAAGAAGCAGAGACGAUGCUGUAGAAUUUCUCUGUACUUAAAUAUUGUGAUUUAAAACUUGUUUUUUAAAUAAAUUCAUAUA